AGUAGCCCACAUCAGCUCUGAGACGCGGGGCGUGGACUCAAACCAAACUCCUCUGCCCUUAAAUUUGAGGAGACGGAGGACUUUCGGGAAAAAAGAAAAGGAACGAGAAAUCUGUCGACUAUCAGCUGGCUACAUGUUCCUGAUCUCUAAAGAAAGGCUGCCCACAGUAUAACCAUGGAUGACAUCUUCACACAGUGUCGAGAGGGGAACUCUGUAGCUGUCCGCCUGUGGUUGGACAACACAGAGAAUGACCUCAACUUGGGAGAUGAUCACGGCUUCAGCCCGCUCCACUGGGCAUGCAGGGAGGGGAGGAGCGGUGUUGUUGACAUGCUUAUCAUGAGGGGUGCUCGUAUCAACGUGAUGAACCGAGGAGACGACACCCCUCUCCAUCUGGCCGCCAGUCAUGGACAUAGAGACAUUGUAGCGAAGCUAAUUCAGUGCAAAGCCGACCCCAACACAGUCAAUGAGCACGGGAACACGCCGCUCCACUAUGCCUGCUUCUGGGGCCAAGAUGAAGUGGCAGAGGACUUGGUGACCAGUGGGGCCCAGGUGUGUGUAUGCAACAGGUAUGGACAGACACCUCUGGACAAGGCCAAGCCUCACCUAAGACAGCUGCUUGAAGAAAAGGCAGAGAAAUUGGGUCAGAGUAUGACCAAAGUCCCUUACAAGGAAACUUUCUGGAAGGGCACCAUGCGGACGAGGCCUCGUAAUGGUACCCUCAACAAACAGGCGGGUAUUGAUUAUAAGCAACUUUCACUCCUGGCAAAGAUCAAUGAAAACCAGUCUGGAGAGUUGUGGCAGGGUCGAUGGCAAGGGGAUGAGAUUGUGGUGAAGGUGCUACAAGUGAGAGACUGGACCACCAGGAAGAGCAGAGACUUCAACGAGGAGCAUCCCAAACUCAGGAUCUUUUCUCACCCAAACAUCCUGCCUGUUCUUGGAGCAUGCCAGGCACCUCCAUCCCCUCACCCCAUCAUCAUCGCACACUACAUGCCAUAUGGAUCCCUCUUCAACAUACUCCACCAAGGCACCACUCUGGUAGUUGACCAAAGCCAGGCAGUGAAGUUUGCAUUGGACAUAGCCAGUGGUAUGGCAUUCCUCCACACCUUAGAACCAAUGGUUUCACGGCUUUACCUCAACAGUAAACAUGUCAUGAUUGAUGAGGACAUGACAGCCAGAAUCAGCAUGGCAGAUGCAAAGUUCUCCUUCCAGUGUCCUGGUCGAAGUUAUUCUCCAGCAUGGAUGGCCCCUGAAGCUCUGCAGAAGAGGCCUGAAGACAUCAACAGAAGAUCUGCAGACAUGUGGAGCUUUUCAGUGUUGCUGUGGGAGCUGGUUACCAGAGAGGUCCCAUUUGCUGAUCUCUCCCACAUGGAGAUAGGCAUGAAGGUGGCUCUCGAAGGCCUUCGACCAACCAUCCCUCCAGGGAUUUCUCCUCACAUCUGUAAGCUAAUGAGGCUCUGCAUGAACGAAGACCCAGCUAAGAGGCCUAAGUUUGACAUGAUUGUUCCCAUCCUGGAGAAGAUGCAAGACAAGUAAAUGCCACGGCAACAAUACUACGUUUUGUUGUAGUUGUUCUUUUUUCUUCAAACCACUCUGUAUCUUCACUACCAUCAUGUAUCUGCUAAGCCACUGUAAAUAAUGUCCGAGACCACUUCAGCUACACAACUCAAACAACAAGUAUUAUAAUGUUUAUCUUGUAUAAUUUAAUUUUUGAGGUAUAAAUGUUCUUAAAGCUGAUUUACUAAAUGUUGCUCUUUAUUAUAGCUGACAUGUUCUUUGAACUGUUGGCUUUUUUUGACUCAGAAAGAAACAGAUCCAAAGAUGUGUGUAUAAGAACAAUGCUUUUAUACACAUGAGCAAAUACCAAUGCAAUAAAUGUUUUAUAUUUAUGGAAAA
Molecule: messenger RNA, 1893 nt
Organism: Notolabrus celidotus (New Zealand spotty)
Lineage: Eukaryota; Metazoa; Chordata; Actinopteri; Labriformes; Labridae
Gene: ilk
Product: integrin-linked kinase
Exons: 13
Coding region: 175-1533 (452 amino acids)
Biological process (GO): integrin-mediated signaling pathway; protein phosphorylation; cell-matrix adhesion
Cellular component (GO): stress fiber; focal adhesion
Molecular function (GO): protein binding; ATP binding; protein kinase activity
Source: RefSeq, a predicted model, not a curated record